CACAGCCAUAUCAAACAUAGCCUUAGUAGAGACUACAGCUAGAGAAUUCCCCUGUAACAUAGCGGAGACGCUCUUUGGGUCGAUCAAUUUGGAAGGCAAGACAACAUGUUAAGGAUAUCUCAUCUGACACUAAUAGCGCCUCCAGCUUUCAGUGCUCUCAGACUCUCUCUCACUUCCACUCUCAACCUCUCGACUCCUUUAAACCUUCACAAAAUCUCUACUUGUUCUGCACUUUAUCGUCUCUCCCAGACCUUCAAACCCACUUCGCCCAGUUCGUCCUUUUUGAGCGCCAACCGGGUUCUUCUGCGUGUCAUGGGAAGUCCAGGUCCCAAGGGUUCAGCUUCAUUUAGUGCUGAAAGUAGCUCUGGUGAUGGAAGGGAGAUAUUGGUCCAGCACUUACUUGUUAAAGAAGACAAUCUUAAGCUUCUGUUAGAUCUUCAGCAGAGAGUUUCACGAGGUGAAGACCUUAGUGAUCUUGCUGCAGAGUACUCGAUAUGUCCAUCCAAAGAAGAAGGGGGAAUGCUGGGGUGGGUCAGAAAGGGGCAAAUGGUACCUGAAUUUGAGGAGGCUGCAUUUAGUGCAUCUUUAAACAAAGUUGUUAGGUGUAAAACAAAAUUUGGAUGGCAUUUAUUGCAAGUACUGUCAGAGAGGGAGGAAUCAGUACUUCAAAACAUUCAAUGCAAGGAGCUUCAUGUGAAAAUGCAAGAUCCCAGUUUCUUAGAUGAGGCACAGUUGAUUGAUGUUCGAGAACCUGAAGAAGUGGCCCAAGCUUCUUUAUCGGGUUUCCAGGUCCUUCCCCUUCGACAAUUUGGAAGCUGGGGACCUGACAUAACCACGAAGUUCGAUCCUCAAAAGGAUACUUAUGUUAUGUGUCACCAUGGUAUGCGAUCUUUACAGGUUGCCCAGUGGUUGCAGACGCAGGGUUUCAAGAGAGUCUUCAAUGUCGCUGGGGGAAUUCACGAAUAUGCCCGAACGGUUGAUCAAACAAUUCCCACUUACUGAUAUCUUCCGGAUUAUAGAUGUGCUUCCCGUCACUUUAAGACCAUUCAAUUUAUUAUUAUUAUUAUUUUUGGUGUUUGUGUGUAUAUCGGAGCUACUUUAAUAUGACCAAAAUGAAAAAGUACUAGUUUAACAUGCAUU
This is a messenger RNA of Rosa chinensis, 1140 nucleotides long. RefSeq names its product rhodanese-like/PpiC domain-containing protein 12, chloroplastic. Gene Ontology annotation, molecular function: peptidyl-prolyl cis-trans isomerase activity. The record is from RefSeq and is a predicted model, not a curated record. NCBI's taxonomy places the organism in Eukaryota, Viridiplantae, Streptophyta, Magnoliopsida, Rosales, Rosaceae. The transcript is spliced from 8 exons. Bases 106 to 1002 code for a protein of 298 amino acids.